Molecule: messenger RNA, 2541 nt
Organism: Plasmodium coatneyi
Lineage: Eukaryota; Apicomplexa; Aconoidasida; Haemosporida; Plasmodiidae
Product: RAP protein
Exons: 2
Coding region: 1-2541 (846 amino acids)
Source: RefSeq, a predicted model, not a curated record
AUGAAAAGACUCCCCAUAAGGAGCCUCCGGGCGAGGCUCGUUCAGUACCCUGCCAGCAGGGUCCAUUUGACCAAGUGUAGUUUCUCCAGCAGUAAUAAUUACGAGCCGUUCGCGAAGUGGAAAGAUAAAGGGGAUGUGUUCGGUACUCAACACGCCAACGCCGCGGGUGAAAACGCCCCAUUUAGCAACGCCCCUUUUGACAGCGUCGAGUUUGACGACAACGUGGCCACGAGCCUCACCUUCGACAUCAGCGUAGACGAGGAGAAGUGGAAGGACCAGGAGGAAAUGGAGUACCAAAGGUUUAUGAGCAGUGUGGGGACAGAACCUGCACACUCCCUUGGGAGUGCAACAGUGGGGAAUACCGAUGUGGAGCUCCUAAAAGGGCUGCUCAACAAUGUGGAAAAAGGCGCCAAGUCCGUAGCGGACGCGGUGACCCUGGUGAAUAAUAAAAGAAACAUCCUUCUCAACUUGGAAGAGAGACACGCAAACAGCUUCUUCAACCAAGUGGGUGAGCACGUCCAGCAGAUAGACAGAGACAGUCUGAUCGAUCUGAUAACGGGACUGAGCCAACUAAACAUGAAAAACAGGAUCCGUGAUUUGUGUUACGAGAUUGGUAAGAUGCUCAAGGGGGGAGAGAUAUCCACAGAUCAACAGGAGAACCUACUCGAAACCAAACUUUGUCUGCACUGUGUAACCGUGUUGAAUAAGCACUCUCUUUAUUUCUCCGAGUUCUACGAUUAUAUGGCUUCCAAAGUGGGGCACCUCGACACAGAUGCACUGGUGUCAUUUGCAGAGGAGUGUUACAAGCACAGCUUGAGGACGAAGCAUUAUCUGGACAAACUAGUUCCCGUGUGUGUAGCAAAGGUGGGAGAGUUCAACAUGGACCAGCUAAAGAGUCUGUUCCACUCCUUCCAUCGGUUCUGCAAGGAAUACUCCACUUUCUACGAUAGCACUUUAGAUGCAGUGGUGAACGAUGUCCCCCACUUCGACUUGCCCUUUUGCCAACUCGUACUGAAGGUCGCCACGAAUUUUAAACACUCCGAAAGGUACGUCAGUUUGAUUAACUUAGUAAGUUCCCAUUUAAGUUUGCAGGUGAAGCGACUGGACUGUGAGCAGGUGGGUUUGGAGAGCAAUCAGGGGGGGGAAUCUUUACUGCUUAACCAGACAGUCCCAUCAACGCAGCAACAUAGUGGUUUUUCCAACGUGGAUGUUGGUGUGAUGCCAACGGGGGACAGAUCAGAGACACCACUUCAUCACCACGUGUGCAAAAAAACCAAAGCGGUCAGCCAAAUAGCGAAAUGCUUGAAGUACAUGGAAUACAACAAAAAAAACGGAGGGCAGGUAAAAGAAGCAGUGAACGACAUCUGUGAGUUACUACAGAGGAGCAGUCAACUGAUUGGCCUCCUAGACGUAGAAGAUGUGGUGCACGCAAUAAACUGCUUCUCCUCGUAUAACAAACGAAUCGUCCUGUAUAACAACUUCCUAGAUGUGCUAUGCGAACGGUCGAACGAUCUCCUUCAUGCGAAAAACAUUUCCCUAUGGAUACACCCCAUCAUAAGUUUGGCCAAAAUUUCUUGGUUCCACAAAAACUACAUACAAAAUGUCUUCGACUAUGUGAAGGACACCUACGUCCUCAGUCGAUUGAGUGUCUUCCAAAUUUUGAAGGUCCUAUCCUCCAUCGUGAAAAUGAAUGUGUACGAUGAGCACGUAUACAAAGUACUCAUCGAACAGGUUUACAAAGAGUGGGAUAUAAUAAAAGGAAAAAUGGUCGACGUGGCCACCUUUCUGUGGUCCUGUGCUUAUGUGAACAUCAUUUUUAAGCCCCUCUUUGAUAGCUCCUACAAGUUACUUCUAGGCUCCUUAGAAAAAGAAUCUCUCAGUGCAGACAAUCAUAUGAUGAGUAGGAAUUGCCUCGUUAACAUCACCUGGUCGUACAUUGUAGCGAACUAUCAUAAAACCAAUGAGAAUUUUCACCACAUUUUAAAUGCCACCUUUGUGGGAAGAGACCCAGAUGAUUCGCAAGCUUUUAAGAGACUCCACCAAAUUGCCGAUGCAUGUUUUACAGAGAUACCCCACUGUUUAGUCAACGUAGAUGCAGUGGAUUGUAUGUACAAAUACUGCAUGCAUGACAAGUGCAAAACACUGAGGAACGAUUUUAGCAUUUACAAGAAGGAAAAGGACGCCUUGAAGAUGAGGAACAGAAUAUUAAAUGAACUAACACACAUGCUAAAAUCUUUUGAAGUUUCCUAUGAACUCUACUUUGAACCUUAUGACAACUCUCCCUACAUGAUUGAUAUUCUUCUGAAUGAGGAGAUGAAGAUAGGCAUUUGUGUCUUUGGGAAGGAACAUCUGAUGCGCACUUUAGAAACAGCUAGCUGGGAUCACAUGAACAGUGGCUUCGUCUCCCUACAGAUGCGCGUCCUCCACGCGCACGGCUGGAAGAUCAUCCCCAUCAACGGCGGCCAGUGGCUUCAGAUGAACUCCGAGCAGAAGAAGACCCUCCUGCGCGAAAACUUCCAGCGUUAUUCGAUACUCAUAUGA